CCGUCAGUGUGGCGCCACAGCCGCCGCGUGAGUGAGGAAGCACCGCCUCCACUCGCCGCUCUACGCCGUCAAAUUCCCUCGCCAGUCGCGUUCUCGUCACCUCUACGCCCCUCGUGCGGGUCGUCCCUGUUUCUCCACAUCCCUAAACCUCUGUGUCCUGCCCAGGGCUGCCAAGCUUCUCGCGACGCGGCGGGAGCACGAGUGACCCCGAACUCGAGUGGUGCGUGAGGCUCCGUGCGGGUCCCCGUCAGCGGCGGGCAUGAGGCGGCCUCCUGUGGUGCUCUAACAUGAGGAAGCGGAAAAAACUGUCCGUCAGAGGCUCCACAAGUCUGUGUAGCGGGUGUGUGGCGGCGCGGGCGUGUAGCGCGGGUGUGGGUUUUCCGCGCAUCAGCGUGGACUCCUUCUGGAGGUGUAAGGCUACGCCCGUAACGUGCUGCGUGAGGGCGUGAGAUCGUGCGGGACGCCCAAGGGCAGCCCGUGCGGCGUGUGUAGGUGUGCAGGUGUGCAGGACUGGGCCAGGACGCGAGGUAAACACUAGCGGAGUCGGAGAUCGAUACGCUUGUAUUGUUGAAGAGCGAGUAGUGGCCACAGACGGCUGGCAGCUCCUCGCGGCGGCGGCGGCAGCCCUCCCCCUCACCGCCGCCUCUAGCAGCAUCGACCCGGCCCUUUCUGGCUACCUGCUGCCCCUCAACCACCUGUGGCCCGCUGCUGCUCCUCCCACCUGUGCCAGCUGCCAGGUGGAGAGAGGUCAGGGACGAGUCAGGCGUGAGAGCGACCCGGCGGCUGGCGACAGCUGGGCCAGCACGGUCCCGCCCCGGUCCUUCCUUCCCGGUGUUUGUUGGUGUCCGUGUGUCCGUGUUGUGUCCCCUCGUGGCCCAGUGCCCCGAGCCUCCGCCCGGCCAUCGACCAUGCUCGCACCAGCUGUCACAGAGGCCCCUGGGACUCUGCUCCCCGCCCCCUUCCAUAGGCUGGCGACAGGAGGCGGCAGGCAGGCGGCCUGUGGCUCAUCCAAUGCCAUCUCCCGCGGCGGAGGAUGCUAGGACGGGCCAGGUUGCCGAGGACUCCUCAGGGCCACAGGGCCAACAAGUGAGGCACCGUGUCCCCGGCCGACGCUAUGGUCACUUAGUGUGGCGCGGCUCAGCGGGGUCGUGGCGGGUCGUGACCAGGGCACGCACACAGGCUGCUGACCUGACCUGACCCGCUCAUCAGUACACCCAGACUGUCUCCUGUCAGGCACUGCCGGAUUGAGAUAAAGCAACAGGGUGAAACAGAGAGAGAGAGAGAGAGAGAGAGAAAGAGAUAAAGAUAGAGAUAGCGAGAGGAGAGUGAGAGAGACAGAAAGAGAGGAGAAAGAAACGUACCUACCACAGGACCAAGCAGUGAGGUGGAUUGGUGCACAUUCCCCACACGGAACACUGUCUCGCCGCGCCUCGUCAGCGUUGCCGUGGCCGCCACAGGGACGUGCAUCGUCGCCACCCACCACCACCACCACCACCACCAUGAUGACCGCGUCGCGAAGGACCCACCAGAGGUCGUACUCAGAUGACCUCACCUCGGCUGCGACCCCGACCUCGGCCGAGGCUCCCCUCUCACCCCCCUUCUCCCCAGCCACCUUUCAGUCCUCACCGCCCCCAUCCCCAGCGACCUUGCAGGCGAGAGGUGGCGAGGUCGGGGCGUCCCUUGGGUCCGCUGCGGGGGGUGACAGACCGCUCUCGUCGGCGUGGCAGGCUGCGUUAAGCGGUGCCACCUCCAUGACGCAGGGCCAGGUAGAUGGUGCCCCCGCCGCUCCCCCUCAGCCUCCCGCCGUGCCCGCCCCCGCUGGGCCCCCCACUGCCGAGGCUCCUACGCACGAGCGGAAGAGGCCGCCCCCCCGUCGGCCAGUGGGAAAACCCCCGGAAAAUAGGCCAGUGCGCGCCCUCUUCUGUUUGGGCCUCAAGAAUCCUCUGAGGAAACUUUGCAUUGACUUGGUAGAAUGGAAGCCCUUCGAGUGGUUCAUCCUGGUGACCAUCUUCGCCAACUGCGUGGCGUUGGCGGUCUACACGCCCUACCCCAACUCAGACUCCAACUCCGUCAACGACACACUGGAACGAAUCGAGAUCAUCUUCAUGGUGAUCUUCACGCUAGAAUGCUUCAUGAAGAUCAUAGCGUACGGGUUCAUCCUGCACCCGGGGGCGUACAUCCGGAGUGUAUGGAACACCCUCGACUUCCUCAUCGUGGUCAUCGGGUUGGUGAGCAGUGCCCUAGACAUCACGAUGCAGGGCAAGGGAGGGGAAGCCAACUUCGACGUCAAAGCCCUUCGAGCCUUCAGGGUCCUGCGGCCGCUCAGACUGGUGUCUGGCGUACCAAGCCUGCAGGUUGUGCUGAACUCCAUCCUGAAGGCUAUGGUGCCACUGCUCAACAUCGCACUCCUUGUUAUGUUUGUCAUCAUCAUCUACGCCAUCGUUGGACUGGAGCUUUUCUCUGGCAAGCUUCACUUCACCUGCUACAAUAAUGAGACAGGCAGCAGGAUGGAGUCACCACAUCCCUGCGACAAUGACACUGACGGUGGCGGAUUCAACUGCUCCAUGCUCAAUUCUGACGGGCAGUUCUUUGUGUGUCGAGACGGGUGGGAAGGACCCAACUACGGCAUCACCAACUUUGACAAUUUUGGGCUGGCUAUGCUCACCGUGUUCCAGUGCAUCACUAUGGAAGGCUGGACUGAUAUGAUGUACUAUAUUGCAGAUGCCAUGGGUAACAGCUGGCAGUGGAUCUUUUUUGUGUCCAUGAUCAUCCUUGGUGCAUUCUUUGUGAUGAACCUCAUUCUUGGUGUCCUCAGUGGAGAGUUCUCAAAGGAAAGAGAGAAAGCCAAAGCUCGUGGAGACUUCAGAAAACUCAGAGAGAAGCAGCAAAUUGAGGAGGACCUUCGGGGUUACCUGGAGUGGAUCACACAUGCUGAGGACCUCGACUUGGAGGAGAAAGACGAUAAGAAGGAGUCAGACGACGGGCGCCGUUUAGUGCUGCCGGGCACCAGCAACCGUGGAGCCAUGUCCGUGGCCUCCCCAACCUCCCUUCUGCUCUUCUUGCCUCUCUUCUCUAUGCGUAACUCCAAAGCUGUGGAAGUUGACACAGACAAAGGGGAGGAGAAUGAUGAGGCACAGCAGCCCUCCUGGUGGCAGAAAAAGAAGAGAGGAUUUGACCGCUUCGUGAAGGGGACAAUUGGAAUCAACCGGCGGGCACGGAGAGCGUGUCGCAAGGCGGUCAAGUCACAGGCCUUCUACUGGCUCAUUAUUGUCCUCGUCUUCCUCAACACGGCAGUCCUGGCCAGUGAACACUAUCGCCAGCCUGACUGGCUCAGUCAGUUCCAAGAUUAUACAAAUCUUUUCUUUGUGGUGCUGUUUACUUGUGAAAUGUUGUUAAAAAUGUACAGUUUAGGCUUCCAAGGCUACUUUGUAUCGUUGUUCAACCGUUUUGACUGCUUCGUGGUGAUCAGUAGCAUCACCGAGGUCGUCCUCACCUCCACAGAGAUCAUGCCACCCCUUGGGGUGUCUGUGCUCCGCUGUGUCAGACUCUUGAGAGUCUUCAAGGUCACUAAAUAUUGGCGGUCACUCUCGAACCUUGUGGCGUCACUUCUCAACUCCAUCCAGUCCAUUGCCUCUCUGCUGCUCCUCCUCUUCCUCUUCAUCAUUAUCUUUGCGCUGCUCGGCAUGCAAGUGUUCGGUGGCAAGUUUAACUUUAAUGCCACAGAGGAAAAACCACGUCACAACUUUGAUAAUUUUGUGCAGGCGAUGCUGACGGUGUUUCAGAUCCUGACUGGAGAGGACUGGAAUGUGGUGAUGUAUGAUGGCAUUCGGGCGUACGGUGGAGUGGCCACGCCUGGAAUCAUUGCCUGCGUCUACUUCAUCAUCCUCUUCAUCUGUGGCAACUAUAUCCUGCUCAAUGUAUUCUUGGCCAUCGCUGUCGACAAUCUUGCUGAUGCUGAUGCGCUGGGAGAUGCAGAAGAGGAGGAGGCUAAGGAAGGGGAGGAGCAGAAUGGAGGAGAGCAAGUGGAAGAAGGUAACAAAAUGGCAGGUGAAGGAGAAGAGGGAAUAGAAGAGGAAGAAAAAACAGCACUUAACCACAUAGCCAUAAGCAGAGAUGGAGAUACAGCAAGCCACACAAAGGUUAACCUAGAGGAGGAAGGUGAAGAGGGAGAGAAGUAUGACGAAUAUGAGGAGGAGGAGGGAGAGGGGGACUAUGGGGAGACGGAAGGAGAGACUGGAGAGAUGGUCCCGGCGCGUAGAGCUUCGCAAAGUGAAAACGGCCCCACUAAAGCUCAACCAAUACCAAAAUACUCUUCUUUCUUCAUAUUUUCCCAUACCAACAGGUUUCGUGUCUUCUGCCACUGGAUUUGCAACCACAGUCUCUUCAGUAAUGUCAUCCUUGUCUGUAUUCUCAUCUCUUCUGGUAUGUUGGCUGCUGAGGACCCUCUGCGUUCAGACUCCCAGCAUAAUACUAUCCUGAACUACUUUGACAUCUUCUUCACCUCGGUCUUUACGGUGGAGAUCUUCCUCAAGAUGGUGGCAUACGGCUUCAUCCUUCACAAGGGGGCCUUCCUGCGCUCAGCCUUCAAUGGGCUUGACCUCCUGGUGGUGGCCGUGUCCCUCAUAUCAUUCUCCUUCAACCGCGACCUCACCACCAGGGAUGGUGCCAUCUCCGUAGUGAAGAUUCUCCGUGUGCUGCGUGUGCUCAGACCGCUGCGUGCCAUCAACAGAGCCAAGGGUCUCAAGCAUGUAGUUCAGUGCGUCAUAGUGGCCAUUAAGACCAUCGGCAACAUCAUGCUGGUCACCUGUCUGCUGGAGUUCAUGUUUGCUGUUAUUGGAGUCCAGUUGUUCAAGGGCAAGUUCUUCAGUUGCAAUGAUAGUUCGAAAUCAGACGAGGCCGGGUGUCAAGGCCAGUUCAUUGUGUACCACGAUGGAGACAUUACAAAGCCUAUGGUGGAGAAGAGAACGUGGGAGAGGAACUCCUUCCACUUUGACAAUGUAGCCAAGGCCAUGCUCACUCUCUUCACCGUGUCCACCUUUGAGGGCUGGCCUGGACUGCUGUACGUGUCCAUAGACUCCAACACGGAGGACAUUGGGCCAGCGCACAAUUUCCGGCCCCUAGUGGCGGUCUACUACAUCAUCUACAUCAUCAUCAUUGCCUUCUUCAUGGUCAACAUCUUCGUAGGUUUUGUUAUCGUUACGUUCCAAAAUGAGGGUGAACAGGAGUACAAGAACUGCUGCCUUGACAAGAACCAGCGGAACUGCAUUGAAUUUGCCCUGAAAGCAAAGCCAGUGCGACGCUACAUCCCCAAGAACCGCUUCCAGUACAAGAUCUGGUGGUUUGUCACAUCCCAGCCCUUUGAGUACGCCAUCUUUGUGCUCAUCAUGCUCAAUACCGUCUCACUGGCCAUGAAGUUCCGAGGGGAGCCGGAAAUAUACACCCAUGCACUGGAUAUUCUCAACCUCAUCUUCACUGCUGUGUUUGCCCUUGAGUUUGUCCUCAAAAUCAUGGCUUUCAGAUUCAAGUAUUACUUUGGAGACGCGUGGAAUGUCUUUGAUUUCAUCAUUGUACUCGGCAGCUUUAUUGAUAUCGUCUACUCCGAGGUCAAUAAACUAGUGAGCAAUCAGGCGCAGGCAGCAGCUGAGAGCAUGGGCCACGAGUACUACAGGACCAGAAAGCAAGAGAGCCCACCGGAUUGGCCGGGCUCUAAUCUCUUCUCCAUCAACUUCUUCCGUCUGUUUCGUGUGAUGCGUCUGGUCAAGCUGCUGUCCAAGGGAGAGGGUAUCCGCACUCUCCUGUGGACCUUCAUCAAGAGUUUCCAGGCACUGCCAUAUGUUGCACUGCUCAUUUUACUCCUUUUCUUCAUUUAUGGAGUUGUGGGCAUGCAGGUAUUUGGAAAGAUUGCACUGGACUUUGAAAACACCCACAUUCACCGGCACAACAACUUCCAGACUUUCUUCCAGGCAGUGAUGGUGUUGUUCAGAUCAGCAACAGGUGAGGCGUGGCAAGAGAUCAUGCUGUCGUGCCUCCCGCCUGACGCUGGCUGUGAUCCCAACUCUGAAGACUCUGCCGCCAAGACCUGUGGUUCCAUGGUGGCUUACCCAUAUUUCAUCUCCUUCUACACCCUCUGCUCCUUCUUGAUCAUUAACCUGUUCGUGGCUGUCAUCAUGGACAACUUUGACUAUCUAACCCGUGACUGGUCCAUCCUCGGGCCUCACCACCUUGACGAGUUCAUCACACUGUGGUCGGAGUAUGACCCAGAUGCCAAAGGCCGCAUCAAACAUCUUGAUGUGGUCACUCUUCUCAGGAAAAUAUCACCGCCGCUCGGUUUUGGAAAAUUGUGUCCAUAUCGAGUAGCCUGUAAGCGACUUGUGGCAAUGAACAUGCCACUCAACACUGAUGGGACUGUGAUGUUCAAUGCCACGCUAUUUGCACUGGUCAGAACAUCAUUAAGAAUCAAGACAGAGGGGAAUAUUGAUGAUGCCAACGAGGAACUUCGAGCCAUCAUCAAGAAGAUCUGGAAGCGAACCAACCCUAAGCUACUGGACCAAGUGGUGCCACCUGUCGGAAUUGAAGAUGAUGUCACGGUUGGGAAGUUCUACGCAACCUUCCUCAUCCAGGACUACUUCAGGAGGUUCAAGAAGAAGAAGCAGGAGAUCAAGGAGCAGAUUGACAAGGAUGCCUCCAACACAGUCACUCUGCAGGCAGGUCUGAGGACGCUGCACGAAGCCGGCCCAGAGCUGAAGCGCGCCAUCUCGGGUAACUUGGAUGAGAUGCGUGACGAUGACAUUCCCACGCACCGGCGUAACCACUCCUUGUUCGGAUCCGUCUGGUCUUCUAUGAGAGUCAAAGGUCUGCAGCGGACUCGGUCGCUCCGUGUCAACUCUGGCCAGCACUCCAAGACGGGUAAAAUCUUGCACCCAGUAAUUCUGAAGGUCAACAACCAAAUAAUGAACAUGGUGAGACCGCCGAUCUCCCCCACCAACUCACUCUCCUAUUCUCCCGCUCACUCCAACGAGAAGACAGCGCUCAACCACACCCUUCACCGACCACCAACUCCCCUUGAGAGCUCUCAGUCUCUUGGGGAGGAUGAGGAGGGGAUCCCCAUGCGGCCCCUCAGGAUCAUGAAUGGAGAUCCAGAACGCAGAUCCAACCUGGUUAUUAAAGACCUGAGUGACGAGGAGUUGAGUGAGGGGCCACAGCCACCCACGCCACCUCCCCGUCGCACCUCCACCAACUCGUGGGGUCUGGGCUGCAUCGGGCGGCAGGACGCUCAGUCCCGGAGCUUCAGCAACAUCGCGGACGGGUUGCGUCUGGCCCAUGCACAGGCAUUAGCUGUGGCCGGCAUCGUCCACCAGACCUCUUCCUCUUCUGGCUCAGCCCCGUUCAGGCGAGGCCUCCGGGCCUCCUUCCAUGGCCGAGCGACCUCUCACAGUGAGAGCAAUGGGAGCUUGCCUGGGGGUGACCGCCACUCCCAGAGUGUGCCCAGCAGUCCCAGGAGUGUUUCCAGACCAUAUUCCGAGGUGGUGGGCUCCGCAGAAAGUCUAGUUGGUCGGGUGUUGGCUGACCAAGGUUUGGGGAAAUACUGUGAUCCUGACUUUGUACGCACAACUUCGAGGGAGAUAGCAGAGGCCUUAGAGAUGACCUCUGAGGAGAUGGACCGUGCAGCCCACAAUAUCCUGUCGGCCUCCCAGCAGGAACUGACCUCUGAGGAGGCCUCCUCUGAUCGCCCUCUGAGGGAGAGAGGCUCCCGGGGGCCUGUCAGACGUCAGAACCAAGAUUCCUCAUAUGACCAUCAAUCACCCUUAUAGAAGUAAUGUGUGCAUUAGCAUCCUGAUCUGUUAUAUGGUGGUUCAUCUGUGUGUUCAAUCAUUCUCUUCCAGCCUUUUUUAAUAUAUAUACAUAUAUACAUAUAUAUAUAUUAAUGCCCUGUGGCACUGCCUGGAGGCCUCGUGAAGAAGCCUCCCAGUGGGCAGUGCCAUGAGGGGCAAGAGUCGUGCUGCAGCAGAGGACCUCCCCGCCACACCCACCCCAAGGCCACCUCUGCUCCGGGAGGCACCACUCUGGGCUCACCAGCAAAAUAAGGCUUGCUAAAGUUGUUUGUUGGAAGGCAAGAGGAUAAGAGGAGGCCAUGUGUUGUCAAACAUGACAUUGUCAAGGUGACUUCCUUUCCUUCUCAGAGGGAAAACUUCAAAACUGUGGAAGCCUCACAAACACUGCUGAACUGUUAACUACAGCCUCCGACAGUCGGCUGAAUGUACAACCUUGCCAUGCUAGCAUGCAGUUGGAUGAGCUCACAUGUGUGGGACAACAGAGAAUAAUUAAAAUCUGGUUUUGUUGGUUCCUUAGUCUGGUUUAAAAAGAUUCACAUGUAGCUUUUGGGAGAUCUAAUGAGUCUGGAGUUCCCUCAAGUAUUGCACAUGAGGGAAGUCACUGGACACGUGGCUCCUGGCCAGCAGGACGCAGGCUCUGAGCACACUCGGGCGCCACACACAUGCACGCACGCACGCACAGGUCAUAUUCCCUCAUAAUCCUCAGGCUAUGAGAACCAGCACGUGGAUAAAACCAUUGCUGUAUAACCUCUACACAUUUGAGUAGGGGUUAACUUAUUAACCCAAAGUGCCUCUCUCAAUUGUGAUAACCUGUUGUUAUUUCCUCUCAAGUUUCAAUGAAAGGUACAGAAGUCAUGUUGCGUCAUCCAUAAUUAUUGUAUCUCUAGCUUUCCUUUUCUCUUAGGGAUUACAACUUUUCCAUGAUUUUUUAGUUGUUUCCUGAGUUAUAUCCUGAGCCAGCCGGCUGGAAGCUGGUGUUUGGCCUGCAUAAUUUUCAAAUGUGGGUCUUUGUUACUGUAUUGUUGUAGCAGAGUAGCGAUAUCAUCCUGUGAUCCUAGAAACACGCGUGAAUACUUUUUAUCAGAACAAAACACACUACUUAGCCCAGUUACUAAGGUUUAUGCCAUUGUAAAGUAAAUUGAUAAAAGUUUUCAGUUAAAAAUUUGAAGUUCAAUCAGUUUAACCAAAAGAGCAAACAAAAGAUCAUGCAGGAGGAGCACAACAGACUAGGGCUUGUGAUAAGAGUUUUCUCCCUAAGUAAGUAGUAUGUCACUUGUACUGGGAAUGAAGUGUAUGAGCCAGGGAAGCUCAGAAGAAGCAGAACUCUAUCAGGACAUUGAGACCAACCUUCAGCAUAAUGUUGUGCCCCCUGUGACCGGGCUCAGUGGUGUGUGGAGAGGGCGGUGUCUCCAGUUUUGUUUACCUCUGGGAGGCCGAGUGAGGCUGGAUGGGUUUUGCACCCGCUGUUGUCUGAUUGGUAUUCAUAUUUGGAAAAGCAAGAUAUGGAAUCUUGUUUUUUAAUUUUACAUUUGUUAUGAUGUAUAAAUUCCUUUUAGAUGACUCCGUAGGACUGUUAGUUUUAUUAAAAGAAUAUAAAGUUCGUUGUAAUGUUCAUAGACAUAUUUUUUACCUCAGUGUUGGAGAUUUUGGAAAAUAAGGGAGAGAAGCUAAAUUAUUCUAUUGAUCAUUAAUCCUAAGAAACUUAAAUAUGAUAUGUUUGAACUUUUUUCUUCUGUGGCUCUUACAAAAUUGAUAUACAAUAAUUUUCUUGUCUCUUACACUUGAGAACUGGCAUGUGUACUAUUGCUAUAGAACACUUGGUAAAGGCAUGCACUAAUCAAUUGAGAAUAAAUUCAAGGCAAUUUGAAUCUUAUCAGUUUAAUUUUUCUCCCCCAUAUAUUUCAAAUUCUCUGUGUUAGUGGUUGGGACGUGGUGGUGGCGGUGUGGCAUUGGCCUCAUGUGCCCCCACCCCUCCUUCAACCAUCUGUUUUGUGUCCCAGAAGAGGAUCAGAAACACCCCAGUAAGUCUCUUCACAGGCAGCAGGUGAAGCAAGUCCUCUCGUCUGGAGAACCUUUUAGAUGGAAGUUGAAAAGUGAGAUUUUACCGACAAUAUUUAUCGAUGAUAUUGCAGAUGCAUUUUUAUCAUGAUUAUAGUUAGCUUAUAUUCAUUAUGUUACUUUAAUUUCCUUUGGUAAUUCAUUAGCUUGUAAAACAACUUAGGUUAACAAAUACAUCUUCCAAGGUCUCUGGUGCUUCAUGACUUACUCGCAUUCUGUUCCCACAUAAAUAAUGACCAAGCAACCUUUGCUGUUGACAGUUAAAUAUCAGAUAACUUUUGACAGGCCAUUCUGGGAUACAGUUGUGUUAUAAAAUUAUAUAAAAAUAUGUAACCUUUCAUGUUGACUACUUUGUUGAGCUGUGUUGGGCAGGGAGAGAGGUGGGCCAGCACCAGGCUUGGCCCCCUCUUAUCCCCCUGAUGCUGAAAGAUAUAUAGAGUCACAUUACCCAAGCUUGCUAUGGCAUAUUAUAAGAUAUUUUACAUUUCUAAUUAAUAAAGCUAGAAUUUAUAAAUCUGUACAAAAACUCCUCAGACUGUAUAUAUCUUUAGCAUUCCCAUAGGUCUUACGUUCCUUUAUCACCACAAACUGUAAAAAGGAUUCACUUGCUCCCCUCGUGUGAGUGCAGGAGAGGCUGGUUUGGCAGAAGCUUAUGAAUGGAUCACUCACCCUACAGACACUUCAGGUGGGGGAGUUUCCUCUCAACGUCGAUGUCUGAAGUGCUUUAUCGAGUUUUGUUACAAGAGAAGCAUCACCUCACACACCACAUCAGGCAACCCAGAGAUGCAUCAAACAGGUGUUCUUCAUGUUCUGCACAAACAGACGCACGCUCCACCACCGUCAGUACCUGCCUCGGAACGAUCCCGAUGUUUUUUCUGGCAUUUUUGACUAAAGUCUGCCGCCAAAAGUAUUAAGUAAGGAAGUUCCCACUUUAGGGACUCGGCACGACACCUGUGAUGCAUCCGAGUUGCUCCUCUCGGCAGAAGGGUUAUGAGGCCCUUUUGUCGCUUUUUUAUGCCACCACGAACUGUUUUGAGUUUUGACAACAACAUCGGCUCACCUCCACCUGGAGUUCCGUGGACUCUGUCGUACAGCUAUUGCAAUUUGUUUAUAGAUUGACUGGUGAACAAGAGUGAACCACCAGCUCUGUACAGUGACAACAGGCAAGGCCAUUUAGUGACCCAACUUGCAGAGUGGCCACAUUUUUUACAGUAGUUUUUAUAUGAGGUCAGUAUUAGAUGUGGAAAAUAAUAAUCUUUUUUUCUUUUUUUCCUACCAAGGAGUAAGUAGCACAAUGUAAACCUUUACAUAUAAAAAGUGACAAUAUGUCUUACUGCACAAACAUUGUUAUUGUGGAAAUAUUUGUAUGUAUCUCAAGGUGAAUUGUAGUCACCACAGGAUAGUGGGGACUUAUUUUCUACAUAAUUUUACUACUUCAUCUACUUGUAAUUAAAACACAUAUACUGGGAGAAAAACAAUGCUGUUGUGAGUUGCCAUCCCCCAAUGGUGGAGGCGGCAGCUCAGCAGUGACCUUUUGUAAUAAUGAAUUUCUCUGAGAGCGACUGUGUGCUCCCCACCCACCCUGCCGCUGGGAGCACCCAAGUACCCGACAUGUGUUGGCAAAGACCUUUAUGGUUUAUUUCCCAGCAAACUUUAUCUCCAUUUGCAGGCGCUCUGUCGACUUUUUAAUAUGUACUGUGUAUCAUUUGUUGAAUAUUCGUAAAGAAGCUCAACUUGCAGAGCGCUGAAUGCCGCCGGACUGCGGCUCCCUCGAUCUGCUUCCACGUUCUUCCCUUGAAGUUCUUGAUCAUUAUUUCACCCACCUGAGACACUGUUCCCUUACUUUACCAAUACACUUUUCAAUUCUCACUCUCAUCCAAAAGAUAACUUUGUUUUGCUUGUUAUGUGUAUGUUUGAUCCAGAACUGUGUGGGAGGAACAAUCACAAGUUUACAUUUGCCAAUUCUCGUCAUAAUUUAUACAGUGUUGUAGCAGUUCUCAUUUGGAAUAAAAGCCUAACCUUGUAAUAA
Molecule: messenger RNA, 11919 nt
Organism: Portunus trituberculatus (swimming crab)
Lineage: Eukaryota; Metazoa; Arthropoda; Malacostraca; Decapoda; Portunidae
Product: muscle calcium channel subunit alpha-1-like
Exons: 48
Coding region: 1500-7811 (2103 amino acids)
Biological process (GO): calcium ion import across plasma membrane
Cellular component (GO): membrane; voltage-gated calcium channel complex
Molecular function (GO): high voltage-gated calcium channel activity
Source: RefSeq, a predicted model, not a curated record